AGUAGUAAUUACUUAUGGGCGAUAUAUAAUCAACUUUCAGGAAAAGAAUAUAAAUUUAAACAUACGACUGAAGCAAUGUAUCAUCAGAAUCCAUCAGUUGAGGCAGUCCCUGCUUCGCUGCAAUCAUCAACUGCAAUGAAAAAUAACAGAUGGUUUUUCGCAGUUCCAUUAAUUGCUUUAUGCUGUGCCGGGAUAUUCGGUUUGCUAUUAUUAGCAACUGUUGUUUUAGCCUUGAUACCUGUGUAUCUACCAAAACAUGAUCAUGUAGUUCUAGCUAAUAAAACUGAUACUGAAGAACCCAUCGAAAAACAGAACCUUGUUGCAUCUGUUCGUGCUAUAUGA
Molecule: messenger RNA, 342 nt
Organism: Didymodactylos carnosus
Lineage: Eukaryota; Metazoa; Rotifera; Eurotatoria; Philodinida; Philodinidae
Source: the annotation of a GenBank genome assembly